Gossypium raimondii (Peruvian cotton) is the source of this 889-nucleotide messenger RNA. RefSeq names its product protein PLASTID REDOX INSENSITIVE 2, chloroplastic. Bases 147 to 683 code for a protein of 178 amino acids. The record is from RefSeq and is a predicted model, not a curated record. The transcript is spliced from 3 exons. Gene Ontology annotation, biological process: regulation of gene expression. Lineage: Eukaryota; Viridiplantae; Streptophyta; Magnoliopsida; Malvales; Malvaceae.
UUACGCUUGUAAUACAUCUAGAAAAAAGAAAAAAGAACUAAAAGGCCCAAUACCAACCCUAGCCCCCAAAUUAACAAUCAAUCACAGGCCCAAUAAAAUCCAAAAUUAAAAGUCCAACUCCGUCCAUUACAAUUCAUCACCCGAAAAUGGCGUCUUCUUCGUGUUCGUUGGUCUCUAUUCACCCACCCUCAACUCCCGCCAAAAUUCCAACCUCCACCAUUCUUAUCCUGCGAAACGCCGGCCUUAUCCUAAACCCGCCUCCUCCUCCUCCCUCUUUUUCAACCCUCUCUUCAAAACCCAUCUCCGUAAAACCGUUCCUUAGCGCUCUCAGAGCCUCGCAUUCCCAGAAAUACGUUUACCAUGACCCUAUCCCUAAGUUUGCUGAAGCCGAGACCCAGAAGUUUAAAGCUGAGCUUUUCAACAAGUUAUCCAAAGACAAAGACAAAUUUGGUGAUGACCUUGAUUCUGUCAUUGACGUUUGCGUUAAGAUAUUUAAUGAUUUCUUGCACAAUGAGUAUGGAGGACCUGGAACACUGUUGGUGGAGCCUUUCACAGAUAUGUUUGUAGCUUUGAAGGAGAAGAAAUUACCUGGAGCACCUGUUGCUGCUCGGGCAUCCUUGUUAUGGGCCCAAAACCACCUUGAUCAUGAUUGGGAGGUUUGGAACUCAAACUCUCCCAAAUGAUUUCCUCCACAUGUUUCAUAACAUAUUUUUCCAUUAUCAUCACAUUCAUAACAUUAUUUUCCAUUAUCAUCAGUUGUACCUAUGUUACUUGGAGUCAAAUAUUCACUCAAACUCAGAUAUGAGUGUUAGAUAUAGAUGUGUAUCAGACACGGAUAUGAUUGAACUUUUCUAAAGUUUUUCAUACAAUUGGAGGAUCUUGAAAGUCA